Ambispora leptoticha is the source of this 746-nucleotide messenger RNA. The record is from the annotation of a GenBank genome assembly. NCBI's taxonomy places the organism in Eukaryota, Fungi, Glomeromycota, Glomeromycetes, Archaeosporales, Ambisporaceae.
ACAUCUAUUCCUAUUGUCUUUCAUAACUUUCGAGGUUAUGAUUCCCAUCUAGUCUGUGAAUCUGUUGGACAUUCUGUUAAUGCACAACAAAUCAAGGUUAUAGCUGAAACAUUUGAGCGCUAUAAGUCUAUGAAAGUAGGUCAGUUCAAGUAUAUAGAUAGCCAACAGUUUAUGAACAAUAGCUUGGCUAAUCUUACGAAAAAUUUGGGCACCAACCACCCAAUCACAAGCCAGCACUAUAAAGACUUCUCUUCAAAACAAAUAGCACUAGUAUGUCGCAAAGGAGUAUACCCCUAUGAGUAUAUUGAUACACAUGAUAGAUUCUUAGAGACUGAGCUUCCAUCUAUUCAUGAAUUUACUUCAAAUCUUCAUGGUGAGUACCAUGACCAUUAUCUUAAAACAGACGUACUUAAUCUAGCAGAUGUUUGGGCACAAUUUCGAAAAACAUGUAUAGAGUAUUAUGAGGUAGACCCUAGCCACUAUGUUUCUGCAGCAGCAUUGGCUUGGGACGCCAUGCUCAAAAUGACAGGAGUGAAUAUACAAUUAUUUACUGAUAUGGCAAAGCAUGACUUUAUUGAAAAAGCUAAGCGUAGUGGCAUAGCCAUGGCCUGCCAAAGAUAUUUAACAGCCAAUAACCCCAAGAUGGGAGAAGCAUAUAAUUCAACUAAACCAACAACCUGGAUUUCAUAUGUUGACACAACAAAUCUCUAUGGUUGGGCAAUGAGUCAGUACUUACCUAUUGGAGG